AUGACGUCCGCAAUUGAUUCCACCAUUGCACAGGACUUUGAUAAAGCGAAGGCUGAAGCUUCAAGUAGGGAGGAUCCAAGCUGUCUUUUCGAGCUUCUGCUUUCCUUUGGAGAGGAGCUGAAGCCGCACAUCGUGUCCAAUGGUUUGUUGCUCGAAAUCUGGAGAGUGCUGGAUCUCAUGCAGCGUCAGAUCAGGAAGUUUCCUUUGCCAAAAGACGAUGCUCACACCAAGGCUGCCGUGCGACUGGUCUUUCUUCUUCGCCUUGUCCUCGGCGCUGAUCCUGCGUCAGAGCAUUAUAACUACGUGCUGGAGGCCGUUUCAGAUUGCAUAGACCCAGAUGGGCUUGUUCUUGGCUGCUUCCAAACGACCCUCGAGCUCUUACAGCUGCCCAACUUCUCUUCCGCCGUUCCGCUGGUCGAUCCAGUCUACCGGAACGCGCUACAGCUGCUGAAAGAAGCACGAGAAGGCAACCAUCCGCAGUGGAAGGCCUGCUUCUCUUCUUGUCUCCGCCGAGUGUUUCUAACCUGCCGGGAGCAUGGGAUGGAAUCACUAAAUGAUUCCGCGUUGAAACGAGUGCUACUGCUCUUUUCCCGACCGUCUCUAGCCCCCCAGUUCCUGGACUCCCUGAUUGCUCUUCCCGAGUGCGGAGAACGGACAAAAGGAGCUUUGGUCCUUGCAUUUCAGAUUUUCGGGGCAGCAUAUCGGCGAAACGCUGCGAUCAUCAUCUCGACGUGCGCGGCCAAGCUCGUCGAGGAGUGCGCAGACAACGUCAACAUGCGAGUGGAGUGCCUCGCAGUCCUCUCGAGGGUACACGCGCGCUGGUGCGACUCAGCGGAAGGCGAAGCGAAGCCCGCUUGGUCCGAGUCAGCGAUCCAGAACCUGAUGCAGAGCGCCUUGUUUGAUCCGAGCGUCCGAGUGCGGCGGUCCGCAGCCCAGCUGAUCUCCAAGCUUCAACCCGACAGCGAUUGUGUUGCAGAACAAGAGUUGCUCUACCUCUGCUUCCUAAAGCUCCGGGAUAACGACGAGAAAGUCCGCCGCGCCGCGUUCCGGCGGCUCGCGGACUUUCCGCUGGCAACGCUCGCGCAGCACUUCCAGGCGUGCGACUGGCAGCUCGUGUUCCAGCACGGAUUCCGAGAGGAAGGCACCGCCGAGGACGUGCAGGAGCUGCUGUACGACUACCUGCUAUCCGCAGAGCUGCAAGGGCCGCCGUCCAGUAGACUGGCUCUGCUUGGCCGGCGCCUCCAAGCGCGGGAUCUGUUUCGGCUUGCGCUGGCGGAGAAUAUUGAAACAAUCUUCAAGGGGGAGCUUCCUUUCUGGGGCUAUCAAGACACAGCAGUUGAAUGA
This is a messenger RNA of Klebsormidium nitens, 1344 nucleotides long. NCBI's taxonomy places the organism in Eukaryota, Viridiplantae, Streptophyta, Klebsormidiophyceae, Klebsormidiales, Klebsormidiaceae. The record is from the annotation of a GenBank genome assembly.